AUGGCAUCUGCAGAAAAUGAAAAGUUGCAACUGCUGUUAAACAGUGAACAUCUGUCGUUUGUCUGGAUGUUCUGCAACAAUGACACACUGCAGUGUUCGCACUGCCUGCCUGGUUGGACCGAGCACGCUUCACGCUGUUUCCUUUUGUCACAAGAUGCACAGAAAUGGGAAAAUGCUCGCAGGCACUGUCUUGACAUGGGGGGUGACUUGGCUGUUGUUUUGAGUGCUGAAGACCAGGCAUUUUUGACCAAUAUGACUUUUCAGUAUACACAGCAGCACCCCGAGGUGAACUUCCAUUCUGCUUGGAUCGGGAUGCAGGACAUGGUGAGAGAGGGCACCCACGUCUGGGUCAAUGGCAAUAGCAUUCAGCCAGAUCUUAUAUACUGGAGGCCUUCAGAGCCAAACAAUGCGAUAGCCUCUUGGGAUGUUGACAAGGCAGGACAGGACUGUGUUGCCAUUGUGCCGCCGGACGAAAUUGGUACUGAGGAUUGGUUAAACUCCUGGGAUGAUAUUGUUUGUCUCGGAGCACGACACUACAUAUGUGAAACCAAGGCUUUCAUUUUGUCCUGA
Molecule: messenger RNA, 570 nt
Organism: Stegastes partitus (bicolor damselfish)
Lineage: Eukaryota; Metazoa; Chordata; Actinopteri; Pomacentridae
Product: CD209 antigen-like
Exons: 2
Coding region: 1-570 (189 amino acids)
Source: RefSeq, a predicted model, not a curated record